AUCGUCCACGCAUGAGCCCUUGAGACGCCUCACCACUACACCAUUUUUCCCCCGCUGCCAUUUCUGUCGUUGCGACGUCGAGGCCGACCUGCGAGUCGCUCCCAGCCCCCCGUUCGCUUUCCAUUCGCUUAACUUGCCCGCAAUCGCAUCCAUCGCGCGAGUGAAGUCGGCCGGCCAACCAUGUCGUCCCCAGCCGAUCAAGCCUCCACGGCACCACAAUCUACUCCACACCAACAGACCUCAGGAUCGCGGCCUCAGAGCAGGAACGAGCCUCCAUCGACAGGUUCGGUAGAGAUGAAGACCCUCGAGGCCUCUGGCGCAGCACCCGCGCCUACAGACACGACCACGCACACCACAGACGCACCCGCGGUAGCUCCAGCAGCUACACCUGCAGAGCAACCCGUCGGUUCCAGCACCUCAGAAGAUGCGCCUGUCGCUCCUUCAUCUCCUGGAAAGCUCGCGCCCCCUUCUGCGCUAAAUCGCGCAGACACCGAGGCCAUCGGUCCGUCGACAGACACACCGGCCGCAAACCCGGACAACACGAAUGGGCCUGUGCUAGUAAUAAUGCUGCUUCUUACCAGCGGCGCAAGGCAUCCGUACAAGAUUGACGAAAAGUACUUGAAGAAGCGCAGUGUCAAGGUGGAGAACAUGGAUCCGUACAAUAUCAGCGUCUAUACCCUCAAAGAGCUGAUAUGGCGAGACUGGCGGGAAGAAUGGGAGGCUCGGCCUACUUCACCAGGAUCGAUAAGGCUCAUUCAUUUUGGUCGCAUGCUUGACGACAAGUCGCCACUCAAAGAAUGCCGAUUUCAAACAGAUACCCCUAAUGUUGUUCACAUGACUGUCAAGCCACAAGAGGUCGUUGAUGAAGAAGAAAACGCCAAGACUGGCAAAUCUGGGAACCGGAGAGAGAGCGAUGACGAGCCCACGGCUACCUGCCGUUGCGUCAUCUUAUAAAAGUACUCGUAAUCAUGCAGGUCUUCCGGUCAAACCAUAACCUCACAAUGAUGUUUUCAGUGGCUGUCAAAAGUAUAUACGAGAAGCAACAGGAGUGAGAGAAAACACCACAUCGACCGCUGGAAUUAGUCCCUUUAAGUUCUCUUCUGCGGCCAUGUUAUUUGGCCGUUGCGAACGGUAUGAAUUGUGGCGUUACACGAAGAGGUGGGCGUUUCUUUUCCACAUCAACCUAUUCUUUUUCUUUUUCCCCUCACCUUGUGCAUAUGGAGUUUCCGUAAUGGCCCGGCUGGUCUUGUAGCUGGUUUGAAUUAUUGUAGUGUAUAAGUACGUAGCCUUUCGUGAGGAGCAUUGUCGUUUGGGAGGAAGGCAUUUGGGAAUAGACCAUGUUUGAAUAUUCCAACACCCACCACGUUGUGCAAUAUAUUAGGAUUUUCUUCAAA
Messenger RNA from Bipolaris maydis ATCC 48331, 1394 nucleotides. RefSeq names its product ubiquitin-related domain-containing protein. NCBI's taxonomy places the organism in Eukaryota, Fungi, Ascomycota, Dothideomycetes, Pleosporales, Pleosporaceae. The record is from RefSeq and is a predicted model, not a curated record.